Molecule: messenger RNA, 195 nt
Organism: Aphanomyces invadans
Lineage: Eukaryota; Oomycota; Saprolegniomycetes; Saprolegniales; Verrucalvaceae
Exons: 1
Cellular component (GO): membrane
Molecular function (GO): oligopeptide transmembrane transporter activity
Source: RefSeq, a predicted model, not a curated record
AUGACUGACUGGAAUAUCUCGAGCGCCGUCGGCAAGCUCAUCAUCUUCAUCGUCGGUGGGUGGUUCCAGGAUGGCUCGAUCAUUGCCGGCCUCCUCUUGUGUCAAAUGGUGAUUGUUGGAUGCAGCCAAGCAGCGGAUCUCAUGCAGGAUUUCAAGACCGGGUACCUCAUCGGCGCGUCGGCCAAGUCGAUGAUU